AUGGCCGAAGCUGCUCCCGGUGAGGUGAAAAAGGUCGUUGUUGGCGGCCCUAAGCCUGCCAAGAAAGAUAAGAAAUCCAAAGCUGCCGCAGCCGAUGCUGCCACCGGCCCUAUCGAGUUGAAUCCGCCUCCCGAUUUCCUCAAAACACGUCUAGAGUUAUUCGAUCGCCUCAAGGCAAAAUACGACGAGGAAAUCGCUAAGAAGCCCCGUGAGAAUAUUACCAUCACUCUACCUGAUGGAUCCGUAAAGGUCGGCACUAGUUGGGAGACUACCCCGGGCGAUAUUGCCAAGGGUGUUUCUAAUAGCUUGUACAAACGUUCUAUCGUUGCUCGCCUGGACGGGGACAAGGAGAAGCUAUGGGAUCUAGACCGACCGCUUGAACAGAGCUGUAAACUUGAGCUGCUCACAUUCGAUGAUGAGCAAGGAAGGACCGUCUUCUGGCACAGCUCUGCCCACAUCCUCGGAGAGGCCUGCGAGAGGCGAUUUGGCUGCUCCCUCUGCAUUGGUCCUCCGAUAGAUGAUGGAUUUUACUAUGAGAUGGCUCUACCCGGUGGUGCUGCUGUCCAGCAGACCGACUGGGCACCCUUAGAGCGCAUCGUUACUGAUAUCGUCAAGGAUCGCCAGAGAUUCGAACGCCUUCAAAUCACCAAGCAGGAUCUCCUAGAUAUGUUCAGUUACAACAAGUACAAGCAACACAUCAUCUCCACCAAGAUCCCCGACGGCACCUCCACUACUGUCUAUCGAAAUGGCCCCCUGAUUGACUUGUGCCGUGGCCCACACGUUCCUGACACUGGACGUAUUGAAGCAUUCUCCAUCAUGAAGAACUCGGCAUCAUAUUGGUUGGGCUCGCAGGAAAACGAUUCUCUCCAGCGUAUUUACGGAGUAUCUUUCCCAGAUAAGAAAAAAAUGGCUGAGCACAAGAAAUUCCUCGAGGAGGCAGCCAAGAGAGAUCACCGGAAGCUUGGCAGAGAGCAGGAGCUCUUCAUGUUCCACGAACUCUCCCCGGGCUCGGCAUUUUUCUUGCCACACGGAACCAGAAUUUAUAAUACGCUCCUCACUUACCUCCGAGAUCAGUACCACAAACGUGACUACCAGGAAGUGAUUACCCCCAACAUAUUCAACUCGGAACUCUGGAAGAUAAGUGGCCACUGGGAAUAUUACCAGGAAGACAUGUUCGUCAUGGACUUGGAAAAGGAGAAAUGGGGUCUGAAGCCCAUGAACUGCCCUGCCCACUUCCUCAUGUUUGCCCAUGCUCCCAGGGUGUACAGCCAGCUACCUUUGCGACUUGCCGACUUUGGCGUUCUACAUCGAAACGAGGCCAGUGGAGCAUUAUCAGGUCUAACCCGUGUACGUCGAUUCCAGCAGGACGAUUCACACAUCUUCUGUCGACUCGACCAGGUCACGAGCGAGAUUUCGGACCUCUUCGAUUUUCUCUCAGAGAUGUAUGGCCUACUAGGGUUCACUUUUAAGCUUCAACUCUCCACCCGCCCCGAAAAGUUCAUGGGCCAGAAAGAAACGUGGGACAAAGCCGAAGACAUGCUAAAGGAGGCACUGAACGAGUUCGCUUCAGGCCCUGGCGGUGUAUCAUGGACGCUAAAUGAGGGCGACGGCGCUUUUUACGGACCCAAGAUCGACAUCAAGAUUUUGGACUGCUUGAACCGGGAAUGGCAAUGCGCUACAAUUCAGCUUGAUUUCAUGGGCCCUGAAAACUUUGGUCUCGAAUAUGUUACAAAUGAGCUGCCCGUCGCCAAGUCCAAACAAGAAGAAGCAGCAGCAGCCGCAGAAGCCGCGAAAGCAGCGGAGGCCAAUGCUAAGCAUGACCACUCAGCCCAUGCGCAUGCUGGAGACAGCAGCGCUCCACGGGAAAGGGUUAUCAAGCCUCUAAGUCCCGGCUGUGCUCGUCCGGUUAUUAUCCAUCGUGCCAUGGCCGGCUCCAUAGAGAGAUUCAUGGGAAUUCUUAUUGAACACUUCGCCGGCAAGUGGCCAUUCUGGCUAAGCCCGCGUCAGGUCAUAGUCAUCCCUGUGGGCAUGGGUUUCGUGCCAUACGCCCAGGAAGUCAAAGACGCGCUCAAGAAGCAACGGAUUUUCGUUGAUAUAGACACUACUGGAAACACGCUUCCUAAGAAGAUACGAAACGCGCAAUUGGCACAGUACAACUUCAUCUUCGUUGUUGGAGACGAGGAGAUGAAAGGCCGCCAGGUGAACGUACGAUAUCGAGAUGAUACGUCAACCCAAGACCGGGGAAAACCUGUUCUACUAGACGAAGUUGUCGAGAAGUUACAGAAGCUGCAGGCUGAUAGGGGUUCAUACAAUCCGCAGGCCAAGCGUGAGGCUCGAGCUUAG
Hypoxylon fragiforme is the source of this 2343-nucleotide messenger RNA. RefSeq names its product threonyl-tRNA synthetase. Gene Ontology annotation, biological process: threonyl-tRNA aminoacylation. Gene Ontology annotation, cellular component: cytoplasm. NCBI's taxonomy places the organism in Eukaryota, Fungi, Ascomycota, Sordariomycetes, Xylariales, Hypoxylaceae. The record is from RefSeq and is a predicted model, not a curated record. The coding region runs from base 1 to 2343 and encodes 780 amino acids. The transcript has 8 exons. Gene Ontology annotation, molecular function: threonine-tRNA ligase activity; ATP binding.